UCUGCGUUGGCUGACACACCCGAGAUGUUUCACCCAAUAGACGUUUCAUAUUUCGAAUGUUCGACUUUAAAUUAUCACUAAACGGCGGGACUUUAAUGUCAUAAUAUUUAUAAUUAAUAAAUUUUUGACAGUAAUUCACUCUUAAAUAUUGUACAGAAAUGUUGAGUAUUUUGUUCUUACAAUUUUUAUGAAAAGUUAUUGGUUGGAUUGAAUAAAUAAGACCGAUUUGAUUGUUUUCAUCUACUUCAGGAUUUUAUAAAUACCAAUAAACCAUGCAAAGUGUAAUAAAUUCAGUUAAAGGCACUGCACUUGGUGUUGCAGAAUAUUUAACUCCAAUAUUAAAGGAAAGCAAAUUCAAAGAAACUGGGGUUUUAACUCCUGAAGAAUUUGUCGCAGCCGGAGAACAUCUUGUCCACCACUGUCCAACCUGGCAAUGGGCUGUAGGUGAUGUAGAUAGAGCUAAAUCAUAUUUACCAAAAGAUAAGCAAUUUUUACUUACUCGUAAUGUACCUUGCAGCCGUCGAUGUAAACAGAUUGAGUACUGUGAUGAAUUGGAACAAAUUAUAGAAAUUGAUGAUCCAGAAGGAGGAUGGGUAGAUACACAUCACUAUGAUCCAAGUCUUGGAGGAAUUGAUGAAAAAGUAACGGAAAUGUCAUUAGAAGAAACACCACAACCUUCUUCUUCGAGAGUUGAUCUUGACACAGAUGAAGAUGACGAAGAAGCCGCUGAUAUGGAAGCUUUCGAAGUUAGUGGAAUGCUUGAUGAACAAGAUAAGUAUACUGAAGGUAUAGAAAAGUCAACAAAAGAGAUGAGAGAUUCUUUUCCAGAAGGAGAAAUUAUACACACACGAACUUACGACUUGCAUAUCACAUAUGAUAAAUAUUACCAAACUCCGAGGCUAUGGUUGUUUGGUUACGAUGAGAAUCGAAAACCUCUCAGUGUUGAUCAAAUGUAUGAAGAUGUAAGUCAAGAUCAUGCCAGAAAGACUGUUACAAUGGAAAUUCAUCCACACAUUCCAGGACCACCUAUGGCAUCUGUACAUCCCUGCAGACAUGCAGAAGUGAUGAAGAAAAUUAUAGAGACAGUAAUGGAAGGAGGAAGAGAACUUGGAGUCCACAUGUAUUUAAUAAUAUUUCUUAAAUUUGUUCAAUCUGUUAUUCCGACAAUUGAAUACGAUUAUACUCAAAAUUUUAUGUUACCAACCUCCACCUAAAAAUUCAAAUACUAAUAGAAUAUUUACUUUCAAAUUUCAAUAAUAGUGUUAUUAAAUUUUGUUAUUUUAAGGAGAAUUUUAUUAAAUUAAAAAUUAAAACCAAAUUUUAAUAGGAUGGGUGUAAUAGGAAA
This is a messenger RNA of Leptopilina boulardi, 1345 nucleotides long. It is a transcript of the gene Atg3, whose product is annotated as ubiquitin-like-conjugating enzyme ATG3. The transcript is spliced from 6 exons. NCBI's taxonomy places the organism in Eukaryota, Metazoa, Arthropoda, Insecta, Hymenoptera, Figitidae. Gene Ontology annotation, biological process: autophagosome assembly; nucleophagy; autophagy of mitochondrion. The coding region runs from base 273 to 1214 and encodes 313 amino acids. Gene Ontology annotation, molecular function: Atg8-family ligase activity. The record is from RefSeq and is a predicted model, not a curated record. Gene Ontology annotation, cellular component: cytoplasmic ubiquitin ligase complex; cytosol.